Molecule: messenger RNA, 1929 nt
Organism: Ornithorhynchus anatinus (platypus)
Lineage: Eukaryota; Metazoa; Chordata; Mammalia; Monotremata; Ornithorhynchidae
Gene: DYNC1LI2
Product: dynein cytoplasmic 1 light intermediate chain 2
Exons: 13
Coding region: 218-1873 (551 amino acids)
Biological process (GO): microtubule-based movement; microtubule cytoskeleton organization
Cellular component (GO): cytoplasmic dynein complex; centrosome
Molecular function (GO): dynein heavy chain binding
Source: RefSeq, a predicted model, not a curated record
CCGUCCGUGCGAAGGUGUGCGCGCGCGCUACGACGCAGCCAUUGAGGCCUCGGCCCGUCCGCGCGCCGAGGCGCAGCCGUUGCCGCAGCCGUUGCAGCUUUCGCUAACGGAGUCGGCCGGAAGGGGGCGGUGUCGGCAGCUGCCGAUCCCGUCCGACUGUUUGGCUCUCCGUUAGUUGCCCGCUCGUCGAAGUGCUAGUCCCGUUGUUCGAGGCAGCAUGGAGCGCUAUCCGGGCGACCGGGGAAUGGGCUGGAGGGAGCUGGGCUACGGCCAAGCCGUGGACCCGACAGGCCAGGCCGGCUCGGCCCCCACAGCGGGGGCCCCGGCCCAGCCCGUCCCUAUCCAGUGGGGCGUCUACUAUUUAGCGCCAGUCGGGGAGAUGGCGCCGCCGCCCGUGGGGAUGCAGCUACCGGUCCUGGGCGCGGUUGGGGCAGCUGCCGUCGACCCCGCCGCCGCCGCCGCGCCCGUCCCCGUCUAUGGCAUCGGUGGCGGGGAGGAGGAGCUGGAGGAGAAGAAGCAGGAGGAGGAGGACCUGUGGGCCUCGGUUUUGAGAGAAGUCUCCGCCGGGCCCAGGCCCAAACUGCCAACGGGCAAGAACAUCCUUAUUUUAGGAGAAACUGCAUCAGGUAAAACCACCCUCAUGGCCAAGAUGCAAGGAGCCGAUCACACCAAGAAAGGUUCAGGGCUAAAAUAUCUAUACCUCAACAUACAUGAUGAAGACAUAGAUGAUCACACCUGCUGUAAUGUGUGGAUCCUGGAUGGAGACUUGUUCUACAGAGACCUGCUCAAAUUUGUGGUGACCGCAGAAUCACUAGAAGAUACCCUGCCCAUCUUCGUGGCAGAUAUGUCUAGGCCUUGGACUAUUAUGGAAUCGUUACAGAAAUGGACCAGUGUUCUGCAGGAACACAUUGAUAAAUUAAAGAUCCCCUCGGAGGACAUAAGAGUCAUGAAACUGAACUUUGCAAAAGAUUUUCAAAGCUAUCUGGGGUCAGGACAGCGCCCCCGAGGAUUUCAGUUGAGAGAGCAAGGCAACGAAAGCGUCUUUUUGCCACUUGGAGACCGUGUGCUUACUCACAGCUUUGGAAUUCCUGUACUGGUAGUUUGUACAAAGUGUGAUGCAAUGCGUGUCCUGGAGAAGGUACAUGGCUAUUCGGAAGAGCAUUUUGAUUUCAUUCAAUCACAUAUUCGUAGAUUCUGCUUGAAAUAUGGAGCUGCUUUGAUUUACACAUCUGCUAAAGAAGGAAAGAAUCUUGACUUAUUGUUCAAGUACAUGGUACAUAAAAUCUAUGGUUUUCCCUUCACCACACCUGCAUUGGUGAUGGAAAAGGAUGCGGUUUUCAUACCUGCGGGUUGGGAUAACGAACAUAAAAUAGCUGUUUUACAUGAGAGCUUCACCAGUGUAUAUCCAGAGGAUGAAUAUGAAGAUUUCAUUAUUCCUCCAGUGCGAAAGUUGACCCAUUUUAAAGAAGUGGUAGCAGAAGACGACCAAGAAUUUCUCCUGAGGCAACAGGCAAUCCUUGCCAGGCAACCAGCCACACCUACACGAGGAUCUGAAUCUUCGGCAAGAGGUGCAGACUCUUCAAAAACACAGAGCCAGGCUGGUGCUGCAGUGUCUGAUUCCUCACCUGCUGCAGCAGAAGCAAAUACUAAGACUGGUUCUUCGAAUGAAGGGGUGUUGGCCACCUUCUUUAACAGUCUGCUGAAUAGAAAACCUGGCUGUCCUAUGGGUCCUGCUGCUGCAGGAAUGCAGAGCACAGCCCCAAAACAAGGACAAAGAGCGGUACUGAGAAAUGUACAAGAAGAACUGGGCAGGAUGACCCGCAAGUCAGACUCCGCGGCUGGAACAAAAUAUUCAAAAGGGAAAAAGCCUUAAUGCCUUCAAAGAGGCAUCUAUAAAUGAUCAAAUAACUCAGUGUACUGAUCUGAUAA